This is a messenger RNA of Thlaspi arvense, 1431 nucleotides long. The record is from the annotation of a GenBank genome assembly. Lineage: Eukaryota; Viridiplantae; Streptophyta; Magnoliopsida; Brassicales; Brassicaceae.
CUUUGCUUCUCUAAUCUCAACAAAAUUUUACAAGCUUUGUAUCGAAAUCCAAACACGUUACGAUCCCCGACUCUCGUUUCCACGUUCUUCCUUUUCGCCGAAGGAAGAAUGGUGAUGACGGAGACGGCUGUGUGAAAAAAACAAUAUCAAUAUCGUUUAUUAUUAGGGUUUGUAAUUCCCAUCGUCUAGGGAAUUAUAGACAGCUUAAAUGGGGAAUUGCAUUGAAUCUUGCUCAAAGAGCAAUGGCAAUGACGACGAAAAUGUUGACUCCUCAGUGAACUCAAAACCCUUUUCACGAGGUGAUAAUGAAACUGGAAGAAGCUCGAACAUGUCAUAUCCAUGGAGUUUAAAACCUUUGAUUACAAGAAAAAGUGAAGCUAGAAGGGCUUUACCUGAACCGAUUCAAGAAGGAGAGAUGAUGCAUUCCCAACAUUUGAAGUCUUUUAUGUUAGAUGAGCUAAAGAAAGCUACAGGAAACUUCUGUCCAGAGAGUCUCAUUGGAGAAGGAGGAUUCGGGUUUGUUUACAAGGGAUGUGUUAACGGUGAACCGGGAAUCGAACUCGCGGUUGCUGUCAAGAAGCUUAAAACUGAAGGGUUUCAGGGACACAAGGAGUGGCUGAGGGAAGUGAACUAUCUUGGGAGAUUGCAUCAUCCAAAUCUGGUGAAACUGAUUGGGUGCUCCUUGGAAGACGAAAACCGUCUUUUGGUCUAUGAGUACAUGCCUAAUGGCAGCUUGGAAAAUCAUUUGUUUGAAAGUCAUCUAACAACGAAAUGUGACGUCUACAGCUUCGGUGUAGUCUUGCUAGAGAUUCUGUCUGGACGACGAGCCAUAGAUAAAACCAGAGCUAGAGAAGAAGAGAACUUGGUGGAAUGGGCAAAGCCUUACUUGCGGGACAAGCGAAAAGUCUUUAGGAUAAUGGACACUAAGCUUGUGGGUCAAUACCCUCAGAAAGCAGCGUUUAUGAUGUCUAUCUUGGCCUUACAAUGUAUCGGAGAGGUUAAGGUUAGACCAUCGAUGCCUGAGGUUUUGUCUCUUCUUGAGAAAGUUCCGAUUCCAAGACAUAGAAAGAGUAGACGCAAAGGUUUUGCUGCUAACUCUUCUUCUAUCCCUUCAAAACGGUUUCUCAGACACAACUAAGGACUAAAAAAAAGUCUAUGGUAUCUUUACUACUAGGUUCUAUAAUGUCUUUUUUUCAAAAAUAAAUUGGGAACUAAUAUGAAUUUAAUAAAAAGAUAUGUAGACCAGUGCUUUGGGUUAGCUUUAUUAAUCCUAUAAAACAUCAUGAUCAGUCGAUUUUCACACUUCAAGUAAUAUCAGUUCUCUCGAUCGUCAUGUAAAAGUUAUCAUAUGCUAAACAAAGUAUUUUAUAUUGUCAUUUGUCAAUGUCAUAGAUUAUGGUUGUGAAUUUAUAUUAUUAACGCACAUAAUUC